GCUCCCCUCUCCUCCGCCUUAUCCUCCUCUCACUAGCUCACCACCAGCUAGUCUCCGUCCAUGUACACUCGUGUAGCACCAGACUAGUAGCGGUUUCUUUCUCCAGCUUCUCUCUCGGAGCACCAGAAGGAAUCCAUUUAAUCCGUCCAUCUCUCUCCUCAAGCCCUACAAAGUACACCAUCCUCUUCCGGCGGCCGCCUUCCUCCCCCUCCUCUCCCCUGGCCUCCUCCUAGCUAGGGUCAUCAGCUCCCACCCCUGAAAUCACAGAUGAACCACACCAAAAGUCCAUAAAAUAGUGCUUGUGAUCUCCCACACGCACACACAAACACAAGCUCGCCACCCUCCUCCCAUCCAUCUAUCAGCCAUCUUCUCUCUCAUCAUAUCAUAUGAGCAAGGAUUCUUUCCAACCUACAAUCUUCUUUCCCUGAUAGCUAGCCAGCUCUUUCUUGGACUCUCUCUUCUCUCCCUACCACCACACCUAACCUUCUCGAGCUUGACCCACAGCAAGGGGGGAGAGGCUGCUGGAGACAUCAAAUCCGUUCCGCUUUCUUCCAAACCACUAACCACUCCAUUUACCCCGCUAAAAACCAUACACGCCAAGAUAUAUACUUGUGUCUGUGUAUAUAUACCAUGGCCUAAUUCACCAUGGACGUCGCCGGUGAUGGCGGAGGCGGCCGCCGCCCCAACUUCCCUCUGCAGCUCCUCGAGAAGAAGGAGGAGCAGCCGUGCUCCAGCUCGGCUGCCGUGGGCGGCAACGCCGGGAAUGGAUCGGGGGCCACCGGAGGCGAGGUGCAGGUGCGCAAGGCGGCGCCCAAGCGCAGCUCGACCAAGGACCGGCACACCAAGGUGGAAGGUAGAGGGCGUCGCAUUCGGAUGCCGGCUCUGUGCGCGGCGCGGGUGUUCCAGCUGACGCGGGAGCUGGGCCACAAGACGGACGGCGAGACCAUCGAGUGGCUGCUGCAGCAGGCCGAGCCGGCGGUGAUCGCGGCCACCGGCACCGGCACCAUCCCGGCCAACUUCACCUCCCUCAACAUCUCCCUCCGCUCCUCGGGCUCGUCCUUCUCCGCCCCGGCUCACCUCCGCACGGCCUUGCCUAGCCCCGCCACCGCCGCCCGGUUCGGCCGCGCUGACGCGUGGGACCGGGUUGUCGGCCUGGGCUUCCCUUCGGAGGGCCCGGCCUCGUCGUCAUCGUCGCCGUCCCCGUUGUUGCUCAACUUCCACUCGGGCAGCGUCGGCCUUGACGUGCAGCCGUCGCCGUCUGCCGCCGCCGCAGCCGCCGACAUCUCAAGGAAGAGGCGGUGGGAACAAGAAAUGCAGCAGGCCCAGCAGCAGCAGCAGCAGGCGCAGCAAUAUCAGCAGCAGAUGGCGGGGUACACGCAGAGCCAAAUGCCGGGAACCGUGUGGAUGGUACCGAGCAGCAACAACACGCCGGGUGGGGCGCCUUCCGGCGGCGGCGGCGGCGUCGGUGGAGGAGGCGGCGGCGAGUCCAUCUGGACGUUCCCGCAGAUGGGCAGCGCCACGGCCGCGGCCGCCGUGUACCGGGGGAGCGUGCCGAGCGGGCUACAUUUCAUGAACUUCUCUGCACCGGUGGCGCUGCUUCCCGGGCAGCAGCUGGGGCUCGGCACCGUGGGGAGCGGCGGUGGAGGCGGUGGCGAGGGCCACAUGGGGAUCCUCGCCGCCCUCAAUGCGUACCGGACACAGGCCGCGACGGAUCCCGCGGCAGGCCAGGGCGGCGGAGCAAGUACCGGAGGAGGAGGGUCCGGCCAGCAGCAACACGGUGGCGGCCGCGGCGGCGAGCGGCAUGAGAGCAUGAGCACCAGCGACUCGUAGCCGACGGGGGUCUCCGAGGAUCGCAUACAUCGCACAGCUGGUGUGGCUUUGAUCUGUUCUUUGUCUUGGUUUCAAUUUUUUUUUCCUUUCUUUUUUGUGGUUUCCUUCGUCCUCCUCCUCCUAGCUAGACACCCCCUGCGAGGAUUACGCUCAGCUCCAUUCCAUGGCAUGCGAUAGGAUCAGCCACGAUCCUAACGCGGGCUGUGCUUGUGACCUGUGUGAGUGAGAGAGCGGGGUGUGCCAUGGGAGAGGGAAGAGGAGGGAAACGCAGCAGCAGCAGCAGCAGAGAUUGUUCAUUUUGUUCUUUAGUUUUAGGGUUUGCAUUGAUCAAGUGCGAGCAGAAGAGAUUUUUAUCGAGCAUGGCACCAUUCAUCCGCCGUGAUGGUUCAUUCUUUUUCCCCAUCCAAACAAGCAGUGCUAGUUGCUAGUUCUUCUUCCA
Panicum virgatum (switchgrass) is the source of this 2269-nucleotide messenger RNA. RefSeq names its product transcription factor TCP14-like. Gene Ontology annotation, cellular component: nucleus. The coding region runs from base 646 to 1830 and encodes 394 amino acids. The transcript has a single exon. Gene Ontology annotation, molecular function: DNA-binding transcription factor activity; sequence-specific DNA binding. Lineage: Eukaryota; Viridiplantae; Streptophyta; Magnoliopsida; Poales; Poaceae. The record is from RefSeq and is a predicted model, not a curated record.